This is a messenger RNA of Clonostachys rhizophaga, 867 nucleotides long. The record is from the annotation of a GenBank genome assembly. Lineage: Eukaryota; Fungi; Ascomycota; Sordariomycetes; Hypocreales; Bionectriaceae.
AUGCGUCUCCAACUCCUCGCCAGUGCCCUGGCACUUUUCGGUUCUUCGGCCGCCUUCUCAGACUCAUCGCCAUGGGUUGUCCUCUCGACCUCCUCCUUCGAUCAGAAUAACGCUUCGAAUAUCCAGACGAGCGCCCAAAUCGUCGAGGCCACGAAGAAGGCAUUGCAAUCAUGCCCCACUGAUCGAUACCUGCUCGUCAACCAACCAGGCAUUUCUGCGCUCGAUCUUCAGGCAUCCAAGGACUGUCGCAUGCCUCAUCUUUGCCAUGCAGUGGAGGACAAGAGCAUCUCCGGCAAGCUGAUGGCGUCCGAGGUCGUUGGGGAUGUCAAGCAUACGGGGCUCGAAGACUUCAUCAAGGAAGCUUGCGCCAAGAAGUCGGGUGUUUCCGUUGAAGCCAUUGAGCUUUCCUCGCCUGCGAAGAACGACCGUGCCGGUUCCCUUGCCCAGAGCGGUAUGAUGCGACCCAAUCGAGGAUAUUUGAAACUUGGUGCUGACCCAUUCAUAGACUCGGCUUUCGCUGCCAAGCUUGAAGACCUGAAGAAUGACAAGAGCUACACUGUCAUCUUCUAUUCUUCUGCCGUCGAGCCAGUGUAUGAGGCCGACUUCGCCGAUCCUGCCCAUCUGGAGUUGAGGAGAAACGUAGAGAGCCCCGUUCUCCGACGUGAGAAGAAGACCUCCGGUCGGGACAACAGAAAUCUAUUCGAGAAGUACCAAUUUUUCACACCAGGCAUAUUCAUGGGCCUCAUUGUUGUCAUUUUCCUUUUUGCCAUCCUGUAUGUUGGCGUCAGUGCUCUUGGCAGCCUCGAAGUCUCCUACGGCGCGUUCGAGAAGGACGUUAGCCCUGCUUCCCAGAAGAAACAGCAGUAA